AUAGCUUUAAAACUACAUCUCCCAACAUACACUGCAGCUCGUACUAGUCACGUGAUGUGUAUCACAUGAUGACAGAAGAAUGGCUGCUCCGGAGGAAGACGAUUUUACAGCCCUGCAACUACUGCUAAAGGCCUCGUCUAAAGAUGUGGUUGCGAAGCUCUGCAGAGAGUGUUUCCUGAGGUCAGCGAAGGAGUCACUACAGAUUACUGACAACGUGUCGUCCAGUUUAUCUGUCAGCGAAGAAGAGGCUGCUCAGCUAAUACAUGCGCUGCACAAGCUGACCAGGUAUGUCGUGUACCGAGGGCUGACGUCUGCAGAGGAAGUUCUCUCCAUAUUCCCUGAAAAUUUCCAUCAGAAUCUAAAACAUCUGCUGGCAAAGAUCAUUCUGGAUAAUGUAUCUACCUGGAGAAGUGAUGUACAGGACUCUCACAUCUCGUUACCGCAACUUGUUGAUCUGAACUGGAGGGUCGAUGUUAAGACGUCUUCAGACUCUAUCAACAGGAUGGCUGUGCCGACCGUUCUGUUACAGAUGAAGAUCCAGGAGGACCCAGAGCUUUGUGGCCUGGAGCUGUCGACAUCGACACUGAGCAUGGAGCUGAGCAAGGAGACCUUAGACACAAUGUUGGAUGGGCUGGGGAGGAUAAGGGAUCAGCUGUCUGCGGUCGCCAGCAAGUAAUCAUUAGUGAUAGGCUGUGAGGCUCAUCAGCUGCGCCCUUGAGUCUAAGGUGCCAGGGACAUUGUGCUCAGAACCAAUCAGGGCUGGUAUCUAUUUUAUAAAGAGGCAUUGGGCAGCCCCACCUAGAAAGCCCACAAGCACCCUCUGCGCAUAUAUAUGUGUAGUUGGUGGGUUGUUGUCAUCAUGCGGCACCGCGACUGAUGUAUGCUGUAUAAAUAAAUGGUUAGAUUUUCCCAA
Messenger RNA from Bombina bombina (fire-bellied toad), 913 nucleotides. RefSeq names its product COMM domain containing 9 (gene COMMD9). The transcript is spliced from 6 exons. The record is from RefSeq and is a predicted model, not a curated record. Bases 80 to 676 code for a protein of 198 amino acids. NCBI's taxonomy places the organism in Eukaryota, Metazoa, Chordata, Amphibia, Anura, Bombinatoridae.